Molecule: messenger RNA, 933 nt
Organism: Temnothorax curvispinosus
Lineage: Eukaryota; Metazoa; Arthropoda; Insecta; Hymenoptera; Formicidae
Product: craniofacial development protein 2-like
Exons: 1
Coding region: 1-933 (310 amino acids)
Biological process (GO): chromatin remodeling
Cellular component (GO): nucleus
Molecular function (GO): catalytic activity
Source: RefSeq, a predicted model, not a curated record
AUGUCGGGCAAUCCGGCUGACUCUCGGCGCCUAGAUGGUUCCGGGCCGUCUGGUAUGAAAUUAGCGACCGGCCACAGGAGGGUGACCCACCAGGCUUCUUGUGAAAACUGGGUUACUGGUGGUAAACAACCCAAAGUACGACAAAAUCAACACAUAAAAAUAGGCACAUGGAAUGUCCGCGGCUUGCUACAACUAGGGAAGCGAGAGACAGUGGAAUCGGAAAUGCAAAGAUGUGGAGUAGAUAUACUGGGCCUGAGUGAAACACAUCUCAAAGAUAAUGGACACUUCAAAACUGGAAACGGAAACAUGAUAUUCCUUGCUGGUAACGGUGAAAGGAGCAACAAUGGAGUUGGAUUUAUUGUUGCAAAGAACCUGAGGGACUGUGUACUAGGUUAUGAGGCGAUUGAUGACAGAAUAAUCAAGAUUAGAAUUGGUGCCCGCCCGCACACCCUGAACAUCGUCCAGGUGUAUGCGCCUACAACCGAGUGUACGGAGGAAGAAAUCUCUGAUUUCUACGCAAAGCUUGAGACAGCCUGCCGUGUGAAACCGAGGAAGGAGACUACCGUCCUGCUGGGCGACUUUAACGCAAAAGUGGGAGAAACUACGCACGAUACACACCUUAACCAAACAGUAGGAAAGCACGGUUUGGGGGUCCGCAAUGAGAGAGGAGAAAUGCUCCUGCAAUUCUGCAUAGGUAACCAAUUCACCAUCAUGAAUACUUGGUUCAAGCAACAUCCACGAAGGCUGUAUACGUGGAUGUCACCAGGAGGUGCAUACCGAAACCAAAAUGACUACGUGUUAAUUGACACCAGACGGCGCUCGUCCAUUACUAAUGCCAAGACACUACCUGGGACGAACUGCGGAAGCGACCAUCAGUUGCUGGUUGCGGAGUUUAAAUCCCGGCUCAAAAUCGUCCAUAAAGCCAGUAAGUGA